Plasmodium falciparum 3D7 is the source of this 6813-nucleotide messenger RNA. Its product is annotated as erythrocyte membrane protein 1, PfEMP1. Gene Ontology annotation, biological process: adhesion of symbiont to host cell. Bases 1 to 6813 code for a protein of 2270 amino acids. NCBI's taxonomy places the organism in Eukaryota, Apicomplexa, Aconoidasida, Haemosporida, Plasmodiidae. Gene Ontology annotation, molecular function: host cell surface receptor binding. The record is from RefSeq and is a predicted model, not a curated record. Gene Ontology annotation, cellular component: membrane. The transcript is spliced from 2 exons.
AUGGGGCCCAAGACGCGUGCGCCUGACUAUAGUAGUGCCCCGGAUGCCAAGCAUCUGUUGGAUAUGAUUGGGAAAGACGUGCACGAAAAAGCGAAAAGUGAAGCUAAAAAUUAUAUUGAGGAAUUGAAAGGAGAUUUGAACACAGCAAAUGGUCGUAGUUCGGAAACAAGAUACACCACAGAUACGUGCACCCUUGUAAAAGAAUAUUAUACUACACGUCUUGGUGUUAACAAUGAAAGGAAUCCGUGCAAAGGGUUAAGUGGAAUAAUUGUAGAACGUUUUUCGGAUACACUUGGUGGCCAAUGCACUGAUCAUAGAAUAAAAGGUAAUAAUCGUAAUGUAACUGGUGGAGCAUGUGCUCCAUAUAGAAGAUUGCACGUAUGCGACAAAAAUAUGGAAAAAAUACCAACGUCGAAGACGUCUACUGACACAUUGUUGGCAGAAGUGUGUUAUGCAGCAAAAUAUGAAGGGGACUCAAUUUCAGGUCGUUAUCGACAACAUCAACUGACUAAUAAGGGUUCUCAACUAUGUACCGUAUUAGCACGAAGUUUUGCAGAUAUAGGUGAUAUUGUCAGAGGAAGAGAUCUGUAUCUGGGUUAUGAUGAUAAAGAAAAAGAAAAAAGAGAUCAAUUAGAAAGUAAGUUGAAAGUUAUUUUCGGUAAUAUAUAUGGUAAUUUGGAUAAAAAUAAUCGCUACAAUGAUGAUACUCCAGAGUAUUACAAAUUAAGAGAAGCUUGGUGGGACGCAAAUCGCGCCAAAGUAUGGGAAGCUAUCACAUGUGAUGCACCAGAUAAUGCUAAAUAUUUUCGAGGAACAUGUGGUGGUGAUGAUGAAAAAACUGGAACUCAGGCUAUUCACAAAUGCCGCUGUACCAAGUCAAGUGGCGGAAAGCCCGGCAAAAAUGAGACCGACCAGGUCCCCACAUAUUUCGAUUAUGUGCCGCAGUUUCUUCGCUGGUUCGAGGAAUGGGCCGAAGAUUUCUGUCGUAAAAAAAAACAUAAAUUAAAAGAUGUUAAAACAAAUUGUCGUAAUGAUGAAGAACAAAGGUAUUGUAGUGGUAAUGGAUUUGAUUGCACAAAAACUAUAUAUAAAAAAGGUAGAAUUGUUAUAGGUGAACAUUGUACAAAGUGUUCUGUUUGGUGUCGUAUGUAUGAAUCUUGGAUAGAUAACCAGAAAAAAGAAUUUCUAAAACAAAAAAGAAAAUACAAAACAGAAAUAUCAGGUGGUGAUGGUGGGGGUAGUAGCAGGAAAAAACGGGUUGCACGUAGUAGUAGUAGUAGUGAUGAUAAUGGGUAUGAAAGUAAAUUUUAUAAAAAACUGAAAGAAGUUGGCUACCAAGAUGUCGAUUCCUUUUUAGAAAAAUUAAAUAAUGAAGAAAUAUGCAAAAAAAUUACUGAUGAAAAAGAAAAUAUUGAUUUUAAAACAGCUGAUAAUAGUCUUAAUAAAAAUAUUAAUAAAGAAGGAACAUUUUAUCAUUCGAAAUAUUGUGAAGUAUGUCCCGGAUGUGGGGUCGAACGUAAUGGUAGUGGAUGGGAAGAGAAAAGUGGUGGUACAUGCGAUGUUAAAAAACCUUAUAAGAUUCGAGAUGAUGCCCCGUUUAAUGAUAUCAACGUCCUUUCCUUCGGUGAUAAAGGAAAUGAGAUAAAACAAAAAAUUGACAAGUUUUGCAAAACACAAAACGGUAAUAGUGGUAAGGCUAGUUCUAGUGGUAGUGGUGAUUGUGGUACUAAUAUUGAUUCUUCUUUGUGUGAACCAUGGAAAUGUUAUAAAGGUGAAGAUGUAAUGAAACCUGAAGAUGAUGAUGACCAACAAGAUUAUGAAAAUAUGAAAAAUGCAGGCGGAUUAUGUAUAUUGCCAAACCCCAAAAAACAUGAAAGUGAAAAAAAGACUGCAGACGAACCUGCUGAAUUCCAAAAGACAUACAAUGAUUUUUUUUACUUUUGGAUAAGACGUUUUUUGAACGAUUCUAUGUAUUGGAGAGGCAAAAUUGGGGGAUGCUUAAAAAAUAAAUCAGAAAAAUGUAAAAAUGAAUGUAAUACAAAUUGUGAUUGUUUUAAAAAAUGGAUUGGAAAAAAGAAAGAAGAAUGGGACAAAAUAAAAAAACAUUUUAAAACGCAAGAUUUUGGCAGUAAAGGAUUUCUUGGCCAAUUUGGUUACGAUGAAGUUCUUAAAUAUGUUUUGAACAUAGAUGAACUUUUCAAAGAUAUUAAAGAUGGUUAUGGGAAUGCAAAGGAAUUAGAAGGAAUUAAGAAACUGUUGGAAGAGGAAGAAAGAAAAAAUCAAGUAGAAGCAGCUGAUGGUGGUGCCAGUAGUGGCAAGGACAAUACCACAAUUGAUAAAUUACUAAAACAUGAAGAACAAGACGCCACCAAAUGCAAGGACUGCAAACCACCAGAAGAAAGUCUCGCUCGUGCCGAAGUAGCAGGUGACAACAUCCCCAAAAAAGAGGAUUCCGACGAAGAGGAAGAAGAAGAGGAGGAAGGCACGGAAGGGACGGGGGAGGUGGAGGAAAACGUCGAGGAGGACAACACGGAGAACAAGGACCAGGAGGAUGUAUCGGGGGAGGGAUCAAAAGAGGCGGAGAAGGAACCAACGGCAAAAAAAGACGAAGCGGAGAAGGUGUGCGAAACAGUGAAAAGCGCACUCACUGGUGACGAUCUCACAAAGGCGUGCCAACAAAAGUACCAAUAUGGUAAGGAAAAAUUCCCCAAUUGGAAAUGUAUACCAAGUGGUGACAAAACAGACACAAGUAGUGAGAGUGAAAGUCCCCCACGUCAACGACGUGACACCACUAGUGGUGUCGUUACAACCGCCCCAUCUAGUGCUAAAAGUGGUGACACUACUGGUAGUAUUUGUGUGCCACCCAGGAGGCGAAAACUAUAUAUAGGUAAAAUAAAAGAGUGGGCAGGAAUACAGUUGAAAUCACAGGUAGAAGGUGGUGGUACUGGCAAACAGUCAUCACAACUACAACAACAACAACAACAACAACAAGAACAACAACAACAACAACAACAACUAAAACCACAAUCACCAGUAGCUAGUAAUUCCACUUUGACCACUUCGGCCAAGCAGUCGCCGUCCAACCCACGCGCCGACGACUUGCGUGAUGCGUUCAUCCAAUCUGCGGCAAUAGAGACGUUUUUUUUGUGGCAUAGAUAUAAGAAAAUAAAAGAAAAAGAGAAAAAAGAAAAACAAGAGGAAGCACAAGGAAACGUAUAUACACAAACCGACGAAAACAAAAACAAGGACCCCCAAAACGAACUAAAUGGUGGCAAAAUACCUGAUGGUUUCCUGCGACAGAUGUUUUAUACAUUAGCAGACUACAAAGAUAUAUUAGAAGGGAAGAAUAUAGUGGUGGACAUGUUAAGCGGUAAUGACAAAGACACUAUGAAAAAAAUACAAGCGAAAAUAGAUGAAAUUCUCCCAAAAAAUGGCACAUCUCCUGGUUCAUCUAGUGGUAACGACCCCGAAUCCUGGUGGAAAAACCACGGUGAACAUAUCUGGAAUGCUAUGGUAUGUGCCUUAACCUAUACAGAUAGUGAGGCAAAAGAACAACCACCAAUACAGGAUAAAGAAGUGAAAAAGGCACUUUUGGAUAAAGAGGGCGCCUCCAACGAGCCCAUCUCCCAAUACCAAUACAAAACUGUGGAACUUAAAGAAGAAAGUAGUGAUACCAAACCCCAAAUCGCCUCAGCCCCUAGUGAUACACCCACCCUCAACAACCCCAAAUUGACAGAAUUUGUGGAAAUACCCCCAUUUUUUAGAUGGUUACAUGAGUGGGGAAGCGACUUUUGUGAUAAAAGGGCGCGGAUGUUGAAAAACGUGAAAAAAGCAUGUAGAGAAAAGGGUGAUGAUGAAUACAAAUGUAGUGGGGAUGGACAUGAUUGUACUAAAAACGGAAACCUUGGACAUCAUAAGAUGCUUGAAGAUCCAAAUUGUCCGCGUUGUUAUGAACAAUGUAGAAAAUAUAGAAAAUGGAUAGAUAUAAAAUUCGAAGAAUUUCAUAAUCAAAAACAUAAAUAUCAAGGGGAAUAUGAUAAAUUAAAAGUCAAUUCUAGUGUGGAUUAUAAAAAAUUACAAGGUUAUUCUACUGCUGCAGAUUUUUUGAAAGAAUUGAGACAUUGCAAAGAUGGUCAAACUAGUGAGGAAAAAGAUAAUGAUAAUAAAAUAGAUUUUAAGGAACCUCUUAAGACGUUUGGUCAUUCAAAAUAUUGUGAGAUGUGUCCUUCAUAUGAAGUUAAUUGUAAUGGUAGACGUGCUAGAAGUGGUGGUAAUGAUCAAUGUACACCAGUUAACGGAAAUGGGAAUACGUGGGACAGUGUUUUUGAAGGAAUAAGUGGAAACGGUGAAAACAGUACUAUUACCGUAGAAAUGAUUGAUCGUAGGGGACCGUUUAUUAAAGAGUAUUCAAAAGAUUUAAAAAAUUCAGAACAAUCAAAAGAUUCAAAUGAUUUAUUUAAAACAUCACGUUUAUUUAAAGGUAUAAGAAAACAAGAAUGGACUUGUAAAUAUAAAGGCGAAAAUAUGGAUCUGUGUAAACUAAAUAAUUUUAAUAAAGUAAUAGACCUUAAUGACUAUACUACAUUUAAAGUAUUGCUAAUAUAUUGGUUAGAAGAUUUUAUAGAAGGUUAUUAUAUAUUGAAAAAAAGAAAAGUAUUCGAACAAUGUAAAGAAAAUGGAGGAAAUAAAUGUAGUGAAGAAUCUAAAAAAAAUUGUGCAUGUGUGAAAGUAUGGGUAGAUCAAAAGAAAGAGGAGUGGGAUCAAAUAAGAACACAUUUUAAUAAUCGAAAUCAAAGAAAAGGUGACGAUGACAUGAAAUCUUCGGUUAAAAAGAUUUUGGAUCCCUUGAUAUAUAGAAUGGAUCUUAAAAAUGGUAAACGAAAGUUUGAUGAGUUAACAGACUUCCUGAAGGCAUAUGAAUGUAAAUGCGUUGACAACGCAGGAAAUAGUGAGAAGGAUGUUGUAGAAUGUUUGCUUGAAAAUCUUAAAACAAAAGCAACAUCUUGUCAAACCCAACACCAACCUAGUGGCAAACCAGGUCAAACGUGUGAAAACCCCAUCACCCCCCCUGAUGAUGAGGACUUAGUCCUUGAAGAAGAACAAAACCCAGAAAAUAUGCGACCGGGAUUUUGUCCGCCACAAACACCAGCACAACAAGAGGAAACAGAUGGCACUUGUGAUGCAGUCGCUCCUGGUGCAGCCAAAAAAGCGGAAGAAGAAAGUGGCAUCCCCCCAGCAGCAGAACCCGAAGCCGAUAAAGGCCCAGAACAAGCCGAUACAGAGAAAAAAGUCCCACCAAAAGCAGCCCCAGCACGACCAAAAGAUAAAAAACGACCCAAACGACAACCCCGUAAUGUAUUGGAGCACCCCGCGGUUAUACCCGCCCUCAUGUCUUCUACCAUCAUGUGGAGUAUUGGCAUCGGUUUUGCUGCAUUCACUUAUUUUUAUCUAAAGAAAAAAACCAAAUCUACUAUUGAUCUUUUGCGUGUCAUUAAUAUCCCCAAAAGUGAUUAUGAUAUACCGACAAAACUUUCACCCAAUAGAUAUAUACCUUAUACUAGUGGUAAAUACAGAGGCAAACGGUACAUUUACCUUGAAGGAGAUAGUGGAACAGAUAGUGGUUACACCGAUCAUUAUAGUGAUAUUACUUCAUCUUCCGAAAGUGAGUAUGAAGAGAUGGAUAUUAAUGAUAUAUAUGUACCACGUGCUCCUAAAUAUAAAACGUUGAUAGAAGUAGUACUAGAACCUAGUGGUAAGAACACAACAGCUAGUGGUAAAAACACACCUAUUGAUACACAAAAUGAUAUACAAAGUGAUGGUAUACCUAGUAGUAAAAUUACAGAUAAUGAGUGGAAUACAUUGAAAGAUGAAUUUAUAUCUAAUAUGUUACAAAGUGAACAACCAAAUGAUGUACCAAAUGAUUAUAGUAGUGGUGAUAUUCCAUUCAAUACACAACCGAAUACUUUAUAUUUUGAUAAACCUGAAGAAAAACCUUUUAUUACUUCUAUUCAUGAUAGAAAUUUACUUAGUGGAGAAGAAUACAGUUAUGAUAUGAGUACUAAUACUAUGGAUGAUCCAAAAUAUGUAUCAAAUAAUGUAUAUUCUGGUAUUGACCUAAUUAAUGAUUCAUUAAAUAGUGGUAAUCAACAUAUUGAUAUAUAUGAUGAAUUAUUAAAACGAAAAGAAAAUGAAUUAUUUGGAACAAAUCAUGUGAAACAAACAAGUAUACAUAGUGUUGCCAAACCUAUAAGUGACGACCCCAUCCACAAUCAAUUGAAUUUGUUCCAUACAUGGCUAGAUAGACAAAGAGAUAUGUGCCAACAGUGGAAUAAUAAAGAGGAAGUAUUAGAUAAAUUAAAAGAAAAGUGGGAAAAUGAGACACAUAGUGGUGACAUAAAUAGUGGUAUACCUAGUGGUAAACUAAGUGAUACACCUAGUGAUAACAACAUACAUAGUGAUAUUCAUCCUAGUGAUAUACCUAGUGGUAAACAAAGUGAUAUACCUAGUGAUAACAACAUACAUAGUGACAUACCAUACGUGUUAAAUACUGAUGUUUCCAUACAAAUACAUAUGGAUAAUCCUAAACCUAUAAAUCAAUUUACUAAUAUGGAUACUAUCUUGGAGGAUCUGGAUAAAUAUAAUGAACCUUAUUAUGAUGUGCAAGAUGAUAUUUAUUAUGAUGUAAAUGAUCAUGAUACAUCAACUGUGGAUACUAAUGCUAUGGAUGUACCUAGUAAAGUACAAAUUGAAAUGGAUGUAAAUACCAAAUUGGUGAAAGAGAAAUAUCCUAUAGCAGAUGUAUGGGAUAUAUAA